AUGGGUCGAGUGUUCAUCGGCAAUUUUGGUGGUCAAGGCAUACUAUACGGCUGCAAAUCAUGCGGUAUCUAUUUAACGUCGCAUGGCGAACUCACGAGCCCCAAUUUUAAUGGCAGCACCGGGCCCGCAAUGCUGUUCAAACGGGUUUGGAAUGUAUAUACAGGGGCUCUGGAGAAACGAAAAAUGACAACUGGAUGGCAUGUGGUGCGUGAUGUCUCAUGCCUUAAUUGCAAGGCGCGUAUUGGAUGGAUGUACGAAAUGGCGUAUGAAACACAUCAAGAAUACAAAGAAGGCCAAUAUAUUCUGGAAUGCGAGCUCAUUUCACGUGAGCACGCAUUUUCAGAUCCUCUAGGAGCUGAUAAGAUAAGAAAUUCCAGCGAAGCGAAGCCGCCGGUUAUAAAUUUCGAGCGUCCGCCUGGUCGUGUGCGUCGAAUGCCGUCGGUUCCGACCGAAUCCGACAACGUCAGCACCGACAGCGAGAACGAUUAUGAGAUGCGUCGGCAUCAGGAUCGCAGAAAUUUUGUCUCAUUCUUCACUGGAAGGCCAUAA
Messenger RNA from Caenorhabditis bovis, 549 nucleotides. NCBI's taxonomy places the organism in Eukaryota, Metazoa, Nematoda, Chromadorea, Rhabditida, Rhabditidae. The record is from the annotation of a GenBank genome assembly.